Messenger RNA from Anopheles gambiae (African malaria mosquito), 788 nucleotides. RefSeq names its product multiple coagulation factor deficiency protein 2 homolog. Gene Ontology annotation, molecular function: calcium ion binding. The record is from RefSeq and is a predicted model, not a curated record. Bases 149 to 775 code for a protein of 208 amino acids. NCBI's taxonomy places the organism in Eukaryota, Metazoa, Arthropoda, Insecta, Diptera, Culicidae. The transcript is spliced from 3 exons.
GAAGCAACAAUAAUAAAGUGCAGCAAACUGUCAAAACCCGUUCGCCAGGAUGCAAACAGUUCAAUAGAUUACAAACAUUUCCCCAUCAGCGAUUUAGUUCUCUUUAGAAAGUGUUGAACAAAAUAAAAGUCGAGCUAACGGUACUAGCAUGAGCCUCGUGUACCGUAACAGCCUUCUGUUACACUCCAUCGUUCUGUGCGCUACCCUGCUACACGGCCCCGUUCCUACCGUAGGUGCAAAGGGACCCCAUCAUCCGGGGGGUGAGUUUAGCCGCAAAGCAGACAAACAUCACCUGGACGAGCAUUUGCAACCGGAGCGAGACCAUCUGGAAGAUGACUUGAAGAGAUUGCCAAUCGGCGAACAGAGCCUGACGGAAAUGUCGGAGGACGAGAAAAACUUUUACUACUUCAAGCUGCACGAUUCGGACAAUAACGACAAUCUCGAUGGGUUGGAAAUGCUGCACGCGGCCACCCAUCAUCACAGCAAAUCCGACGGUCAGCUGCACGGUAUCGAUCGUGCCGCGACCCAGACGGGCGAUGAUCGUGCACCGCUGCUGGACGAUGACGAAUUCAACCAUAUCAUUGAGGUCAUUGAUGAUUUCAUCGAGUUUGCAGAUACGGACAAGAAUGGGCUGCUAAACUAUCCCGAGUACAUAAAUGCCAUCAAUCUAAACGAUCCCAAAACGCAACCCUCAACGGUCGACAACAGUCCGAAUGAGCCCGGGCAACGCGCCGCUGCCCCUACGGAUGUUCCUGCCGAAAGCGAUGCUAAAUAAAAAGUUAAACAAA